GAUCACAGGCAGGUAAACGAAACCUUCUGCCAUAUGGUAAAUUUUUCGUUUGCCGCAUACACAUUGUUUUGUUAUCUUUCAAGAACGCGUGAACAAUUUCAGGAAUAUUGAACAAAUUUUUAGAAAAGUUUAUUGAAAAUCUAUUUGAAGCCAAAGCCGCAUUAAUUUAUUUGAGGAAAAAUGGAUGAUGAGGCUGAAACGUAUAAAUUGUGGCGAAUACGUAAAACUAUUAUGCAGUUAAGUCAUGAUCGCGGUUACUUAGUAACCCAAGAUGAGUUAGAUCAGACGCUUGAACAAUUCAAAGAAAUGUUCGGUGAUAAGCCAAGUGAAAAAAGGCCAGCACGAUCAGAUCUAAUUGUUUUGGUUGCUCAUAACGAUGAUCCCACCGAUCAAAUGUUUGUAUUCUUUCCGGAUGAGCCAAAAAUCGGUAUUAAAACCAUUAAAACAUACUGCACGCGCAUGCAGGAAGAGAACAUCCAUCGUGCCAUCGUAGUUGUGCAAGCCGGCAUGACGCCAUCCGCUAAACAAAGCCUUGUGGACAUGGCACCGAAAUAUAUAUUGGAACAGUUUUUGGAAUCGGAAUUACUUAUUAACAUAACAGAGCAUGAAUUGGUUCCCGAACAUGUUGUUAUGACUCCAGAGGAAAAGCAGGAAUUGCUAGCCCGUUAUAAACUUAAAGAAAAUAUGUUAAUGCGUAUACAGGCCGGUGAUCCAGUGGCUAGAUAUUUUGGACUAAAACGAGGCCAAGUGGUGAAGAUUAUACGUCCAUCAGAGACAGCCGGACGUUAUAUAUCGUAUCGUUUAGUAUGUUAAAUGAUACAAAGAAAUUCCAUUUUAAGCCUUUUCUAAUUACAUUACUAUAAUAUAAAAUUAAUCUAUAAAAAUUAUUAAAAAAGUUGCUUCUUUUUUCUAGAUUUGGUCGUGCACUAAGGAUUAAGAGAAACAAAUUGAGAAAUUUCUUAGGAGGGCCAGAUAAGGAAGGUUGGGAAUUAUAAAACUUUUUAGUUAUCAAUGUUAGCCAUUGUAGCAUUGUAGCCUUCGGAUUAUCGAUACACCCUGAAUAGCCGCCCAAUUUUGUUUUAUAGAUUUUCAAAACCCAAGAAAUAGUAUUGUGCACUCAGUCAGACUAUUACGUCUUCGAUCCUUUCAGCGUACCACAAACGUAGGCAAAUUUGGAUGGAUUCGAGUAGAAGCUAACUACAUAAUAAAGAAGUCCAUGAGCAAACGACUUUCGAUAGCUUCUUCAAGAAGAAAGCCCUGCCAAGGGGACAAGGAAAAGGACGCCAGAAUUGGUUUAUCUAUGAAAUCUCUUUUUACUUUGUAGCAAACGUUUUAGGUGACGAACAGACAAAUGUAUGUAGUUGGAAUUCGAUUCAUGCGCAAAUCAUAUGUGUACACUUAGUAGCCGAUAUAAAGGCCUCCACUCUAUUCUUAAUUCUAUAUUUACAUGGGCUAGCUUCCUUUACACGGUCUUUAGGUUAAUAUUCGGGAUAUAUACAACUAUAGAAGUACAAUAUCUAUGUCGUCAAAUUACAAAGAACCCAAUACAAACGUCACACAGCUAGUUUCAUUAUUACACGGUAUAUGUUUUUGCACGGUGUUGGACUAACAUGAUUAUUUUUUUGAGAUAUUUGAGAAGAAAUAUGUUUUGCUUGCA
This is a messenger RNA of Glossina fuscipes, 1657 nucleotides long. Its product is annotated as DNA-directed RNA polymerases I, II, and III subunit RPABC1. NCBI's taxonomy places the organism in Eukaryota, Metazoa, Arthropoda, Insecta, Diptera, Glossinidae. Gene Ontology annotation, molecular function: DNA binding; DNA-directed RNA polymerase activity. The transcript has a single exon. Gene Ontology annotation, cellular component: RNA polymerase I complex; RNA polymerase III complex; RNA polymerase II, core complex. The record is from RefSeq and is a predicted model, not a curated record. Bases 181 to 813 code for a protein of 210 amino acids. Gene Ontology annotation, biological process: DNA-templated transcription.